AUGGCAGCAGCAUCAUCGCGGCCUCAGAGCGGGUUUCAUGCCGCGCCGACGCCGUCUCCCGUCGGCGGACGCAGCUUCAUCGACCAUGCCAAGCUGCGCAUCCUGCUCGCGCCCGUCGGCGACAUUGACGAGGCCGAGUUCGCCAAGUGGUGCGAUGCUGUGCGUUCGUUCGAGACGAUCCGCCUCGCCGACCUUCCCUCGUCGUGCGCCGCUCGACAGCAAGCAGCUCGCCAUGCAGCAUCCGGCAGCUCCGCAUCCGCAUCGACAUCAACAUCGCCUAUCCUGCAGACCGGAGAAAUCCAUCUAUCGUUCGUGACGAGCUAUGACCCGGACCACGCCUUUCUCGCGCCGUUCAACAUGCACAGACAGGUGCUCGGCGCACUAGGCCUGGCGACGUACUCGAACAACGCGCUGAAUCGUCACGAGCUCGAGGCGAGUCCGUCGGCGCUGAGGGAGCUCCACCCGGGCGCGCUGGUGCACCGCGUGUUUGGAUUCGACUCGGGAGCCAAGCGGCCCGAGACCGUCGACCUCAGCUCGAUCAAGGACGUCGUCGCAGCAAAGAUCAACAGCAGCCAGCGAACAGGCUCUCCACUCAAUCCUGCAGCGGCAGAUGCGGCAAGACCAGGCUCGGCGGCCGGUGAUGAUUCGGCGGGUGGGGUGUCUACGCCCCAGCUGCCUUCGUCCCCAGACGCCUCGGGCUUUUCCGCGCACAGAGACGGCGGACUGAUCAUCUUCCCGGCUGUGCGCAGGGAUGGAAAGGACGUACGGUUCUACCUCAAGACGCUCCUUGCGGAGCUCGUGGCCAACAUCCUUGAUGCACUCGAUCACAUCGUCACAGGGCUCGAAGGGACGCCGCUCGAGACGCCACGAGAAACACUCGACGGAAUCGCGUCCAGAAAUGCGUCCACUCCAACCUCUUCCGCAAACAACACCUCGUGGCUUGGCAAAACAGGAACUUCAGCGACGGGCGCCUCGCUCGCGGCCGGAAUGGGAGCAGCGGCCAGCCGUGCUUCGAGCCUUUUUGGCGCGUUCAGCAGCAGUAGCAGCAGCACUGCAGGAAGCACAACCGGCGAUGUAGGGACAGGCACUUCGACACCGACAUCCUCGCGGCCCUCGAGCGCGAUCGGUGGUGGAUCGCAUCCGUUCGACCUUGCCUCGCCAGGGUCAAAGACUGCCUCGCCCACAUCCGAGUCGACGCGGAGCAAGAUCCUCGCGGCGAAUGCUAACAAGAAGAGCGCCAAGCGCGUCACGAGUGCGGCGGCGACGGGACCGACCGGGUCGGGCCGGUACGCCAAGGUGCGUGCGGACUUGCAUCUGCUCUCCGGCAAUCUGUGGGCCGCGCUCGAGGCGUAUUCGAGUGCGCUGGUUGCGCUGGGCAAGGAGCGUGCGCUUGCAGGCGGGCAGGAUGCCGUGUGGUUCGCGAGCGCGCUCGAGGGCUUCUCGGUCGCGCGUGUGCUGGUGUCGCGCAUGGGCGGGGCGGUGCUGGAGAAGGCGCCGUGCUUCGACCUGCCCUGGUCGGCAGCCAAUGCCAAGGACAAGGACAAGGACAAGGAGAAAGACAAGGACGGCAUCCCACGCCCCUACGCCAAGCAGAGCUGGGGCGAGGUGGCAGAGGCGUACACGAUUGCGCUCGUUAUCUACGCGAAAUGCCUCGCGCCGCCGAGUGUGCUGCUCGAACCCGUGCGGUCGGUGACGAACGACUCGCCAAGAGACUAUACGCAUCCGCUCAUCCAUGCCAGUGCAUGCACGCAGUACGCGCGCUUCCUGCUUGCCGUCUGGGCGUCCGGUGGAUGGAACGGAGAAUGCUUCGACCAGCUCGUUUAUGGCGGUGUGCCACCGGCGCUGGCGGAGGAGAAGCCCAGCAAUGCCAUGUACCUUGCGCUCACCGCGAUCUCGGGCAUUGCCAGACACGACAUCGCCGCCGCUGCAUCGUCUGCGCUCACCCACUCGAUCAUCGCACUCAAACCGACCGACCAGAUCACACUGCUCAGCACGCUGACCGCCAUCUUUGGGUGCAUCGGAUUCUCGCGCCGCGAGGCACACCUGCUCCGACAGCUCCAGUCGACCAUUGUGGCGCUACUCGUCAAGGCGAAGCGCGUCAAUGCGCAGCCGCCAGCAACAGCGUCGCUGCCGUUGCAGCAGCACGCGCACUUUGACAAGGACGCCAGCGAGCUGCUGGGCAACAUGGUGGCGCAGACGACGUUCGACUCGCUCGGGCGCGGGCCCGAGGCAGUGCUGGUGCUCGCCGUACAGGUGUGCGAGACGUACGGCAUCCAUGUGGAGCUGGAUCCGUUGCGCGGGGUGCCGCCGUUCCACAUCCUGUCGCGCGCGUCCGAAGGACUGCGCAGUGCCUACGCCUCGCCUGCGCUCGCCGGAUCGGAAUCGUGGAAAGCCGAUGGCGAUCCGCGGCCGUCUGUGCAGGCGGCCCUGUUGACGCCCGAGGAGCUCGCGCAGGAAGCGCCGUACGGGUGGAAGGAGCAGCAGAUCGCACUGCUCAAGGAGGCCAUUGCCACCGCCGAGCUACUGACCGACUACGUGGGCAUGGCUUUCUUCGGCGCCAUCCUGCUGCGUGAUUUUAACGCGCUGCUGGAUGCCGACGAGCAGCGCGAUCUCAUCGUCGGCAUGCAGCGUGCUGUUCAGGCCGCACGCUGGGCAGGCGCCCAGGACCUUAGCCUCAAGUACUGGGGUCCCGUCGAGCCGCUCUGCAGCCUUGAGCUUCUCCCGCUCGCGGCCGACAGGCUUCCGCACGAGCGAGAAGCGAAACACGUGUGGUCGGACGCAGCGCCGAAGGCAGAGGAGGGUGUGGCGGGGCUGAACAAUCCGAUGUUCAUGAACCUCCCUGCGGCACGGACGUCGGCCAAGGCCAGGGCGACUGCGGUGCAGCACGAGCCGAUCCAUGUGAUGGCGACGUUGCAGAACGAUUUUGCGACCGAGCUGCACAUUGACAGCGUCAAGCUGGUUGCGGACGGCGCUGGAUUCGUGGCGGAAGAGAGCGAGAGGAUCUCGAUCCCACCGAUGUCGUUCCACACGGUGCGGCUGGCGGGCACGGCCAAGGAGGUGGGAACGGUGACGGUGCGUGGCGUCACGCUGACGCUCGCGGGAGGGUGCACCGAGGAACACACGUUCCUGCUGCCGGUGUACGACGAGGACAACGUGCGCGAGCGGCGCAAGCGUGCAGCCGAGGCGGACGACCGCAAGACGCGCCUCAAGGAAUGCGGUCUCGACGCGCGCUCAGCUGUGGUCAAGCAGAAGGCCGUGGCGGCUGCUGGCGAUACGAACCGCAAAGCCUCUGCGAACAAGUGGAUCGAGAUCUCCGCGGUGGGUGCACAGCCGUUGGUCGCGGCGUACUGCGGCGCGCUGAGCCCGCUCGGCGGCCUCGACAUGUUCGAAGGCGAGUCGCGGCUGAUCCAGCUCGAGCUGGAGAACGUGCACGCGUCGCUGGCGGUCAACUAUGUGCGUGUGGCGUUUAGCGACGAUGCGAGCGAGGCGGCGCAGCAGGCGCUGGCGGACGGCGAGCUGCUGCCGGCCGAUGUGCACGAGGUGGAGUGGGACCUUGUCCACCAGCCAGCGCUCUCGCGCGAUCCCUCGGACACGCGUGGCGACGCCGUGCACAUCGAAGCUGGCGCAUCCACGACGCUGCCUGUGCGCGUGACGGCCAAAGCAGGCUGCACGUACGCGGUGAUCUCGCUCGAGUACGCGCACCUGGACCGCAGCAAGGGUGCGACGACCAAGGUGCAUGUGCGCAUGCUCGAGGUGGCGUUCCGCCUGAGCGUGCAUCCGGUGGUGGUGUGUCGGGACCUGACGAUUGUGCCGCUGCGCAGCGGUGAGGCAGCUCGACUGACGCGCGAGUGUCUCGCGUCGGCCGAUGCUGUCCCUCCGCAACUCCGGACGUUUGGCGUCGAUACCGAGACGCAGGUGUCUAGCACGCCUGUGCCCCUCGAGGGUGGCGAGGCAGAGACGGACGAGGAGUACUGCCUGGUGAGCAUAGAGGUGAGCAACGUGCACCGCGAGGAUGUGCUGGUGCGCUUUGCGCUCAACACGGGCGGACUGGUCCCACUGCAGCUCUACCGCGUGUUGCGUGCCGGCACAACGACGCGGCUUGUGCUACCGCAUCCGCGUAUCGAGCUAGAUGCCACCGGUCAGCCCGCAACUGGGCAAGGCGCAAGUGGCGGACUGCCGGCGAUCCCUUCGGUCUGGGCCGGUGCGGGGACACGACAGUUUAUCGUGUCGAAGCUGCAGCUGAGUGCAGCCGAAGAAGCCGAGAUGCGCGCGACGUUUUGGUACCGCGAUGCGCUGCUCAAGCGGCUAGGUGGCGUGUGGAAGACGAUGCGCACGGAAGUUGCGCUUGCGGAGCGCGGUGGCAAGGUUCCUCUUCGCGGCAUGGUGACUGGUGGGCUGGAGAUGGACGCGGCGGAUAGGGAGGCGCUUCAGAAGUCCGUGGUGGGCAUAACACUCGCGUUCGAGCCGAACCCGGUGCGGGCCGAGGCGUUUGUGAGGGUGCGCGCGACGGUUACGAACCGGGUGGCGCGCAAGAUCCAGCCCAUCAUUCGACUUGUGCCCACGUCGCUCAACGGUGCCGCGGACACCGAUGCCCAGCUGCUCGCAAGCAUGGUGCUGGCCGACGGAACAUGGACCGCUCCAAGAGGAGACCCGAUCCCGCCAGGCGAGCAAGUCGACGUCGAGUGGCACGUGGCAUUUUUGUCGCCGGGCACGUUUGCCUUUGUGGUGAGUGUGCAGGAAGCCGAGCCACAGCAAGACCCCCGACUCGCACUAGUCUCGGCCGUUCACACGCUCACCGUCCUGCCCUGA
Moesziomyces aphidis is the source of this 4809-nucleotide messenger RNA. The record is from the annotation of a GenBank genome assembly. NCBI's taxonomy places the organism in Eukaryota, Fungi, Basidiomycota, Ustilaginomycetes, Ustilaginales, Ustilaginaceae.